AUGGAUUUCCAAGGCAUAAUUUUUGCCUUUUUGAACUACCAUGUUAUAUUCUUGCGUAUUGAAACUUUGAUAGUACUCUUAAUUCUGGUAAUCUCUGAAGUAUUAAAUUAUUAAAUCAAUUCUUAAGUCCAUUAAUUACUUGGGAUAGGGUCAACUUUUAAUUGCCAAAUAUCAAAUUAAUCUUUGAGUAGUCGAUUUUAUUUGAUGAUGAUUGUUAAGACACAAUUCUUUUUCCAAAAGAGUCUUUUGCUCAUUCAAUUAUUUUCUGCCUAUAAUAUUUAGAAUACACAUUUAGUUGGAAAAUUUGUCUUCCAGUUAUUUUUGAUAAAUAUGAUUCUAUCUUAAUCAAACAACUAGUAUUAGAUGGACCUCAUAGACAUGUUUAGGAAAAUACCAAUUUACAACAUUAAGUAUAAAAGUGAUGUGUAAUACUAUAUUUUAGGGAAAUAAUAAUAGAACUUAUAAAAAUUACAAUAAACAGAACAAAGUGUGCAAAUGAAAUUUUUAUUUAUUAACUCUAAUUCAGCUAAACAAUCCUUUAAAUAAGAUCUGCUUAUAAACAUUAAGAGUGUGCUAAGUAAAACCCAAACAUCCUUAUUAAUAACCAAAACAAUGGCUGGGAUUAAAAUAUACAAUUACUUAAUUUAGCUGAGAUAUAGUAUAAAAAGCCAGGAUAUUUAAUUAAGUUAGCUAUUUCGUGCAUCAUAAUAAUCAGGCACAAAUAAGUACAUAAAUGAUGCAAAAUUGCCGAAUUUUUAGAGCAAAAUGAAAUUAAUAUCGCUUUCUCUCGGAAAUAUUCAGCAACUCAAUGAUAAAGUAACGAGGAGUAGUAAGGGUGUUGCAAUAAAAUUGCUUUGCCAUGUGGAUAAUAGUAUAAUAAAAGCUGCAUAAUUGAUGUAACAAGUUAAGACAUAUACACAUUUAGUGUACGCAAUUAAUAAUUAAAAUCAGGACAAGAAAUAUAUUUAUCAAGAUUCAAAAGAGUUCGAAGCAAAUCAAAUAACUGAAGGAUAGGAUACUAUAUUCUGGAAUUCAGAAUAGGAACAAAUAAAAUUAAGAUGCAGUUUUAGAUUUGAUAUAAUUUACAACCCCAAAUACACACGAUGUAAAUGA
Molecule: messenger RNA, 1113 nt
Organism: Paramecium tetraurelia
Lineage: Eukaryota; Ciliophora; Oligohymenophorea; Peniculida; Parameciidae
Exons: 2
Source: RefSeq, a predicted model, not a curated record